AUGUCUCAUGGCCGUAACAACCAGCUGAGAGAGCUACAGCAGAUCAUUGAGGAGAUCAGCAGAGAAAUCAUGUGGGUGAAUGAGAGAGAGGAGGAAGAACUGGUGUUCGACUGGGGGGAAAACAACAUCAACCUCUACAUUCCCAAGAAGCAGGAGAGCUACUCGGUAAGGACUGGGUCAAGGGUUAAAGGUCAAGUGUCACAGUGGGAGGGGGGAAAUGCUAAUUGAUUAUUCCCAUAGAGGCCAUACAGGAUGUCUGCGUACCAAAUGUCACCCUAUUACCUAUUUAGUGCAGUACUUUUCACCAGGGCUCUGGUCAAUGUAGGGAAUAGGGUGCCAUUUGGGGUGCAGCCUAGCUGUAAUAAUUCUUAAUUGUUCCUGAUCAUUCCUGAUGAUUAGUAUUGUUUGUGUCUAGUCCCGUGACUGACACAUCUAGUUUAUUGUGUAUCUGCCUAUUAUUAUGUGUUGUUAAUCUGUUUUGCAUUCUGUACACUAGAGAACUAUAAUGCCAAUUACCAAACCACAGAGUUGUGCAAUGAAACCACAGAUCACUCCUCCAGUCCCAAUGGGUCCCCAGGGCCUAACACUGUUUCUGUCUCUCCAGUUCUGCCCUAACUGUGUUGUUGUUCUCUGACAGAAACUGAUGAGUACCCUGGAGGAGAAGGAGAAAGACCUGAAUAAACUGAAGUUUAAAGUGGACAGCCUUCUGAAGAACCAUCACCCUGCCUCUGACAAGAUCGAGGUGAGGAGAAUAUCUAUUUGAUUAUUUAUUUGAUUAUUAGCUGUUACAGUCGCAACAGCUACUCUUGCUGUGGCCCAUGAUAUCUAGCAGUAUCUACUGUAGUUAUCUACACUGAACAAAAUUAUAAAUGCAACAAUUUAAGAUUCUACUUAGUUACAGUUCAUAUAAGGAAAUGAGUCAUUAGGCCCUAAUCUAUGGAUUUCACAUGACUGGGAAUACAGAUAUGCAUUUGUUGGUCACAGAUACCUGAAAAAAAAAAAGGUAGGGCGUGGAUCAGAAAAUCAGCGAAUAUCCCUCGCAGAAUGAUCAGCUGUUGAUUUUGGCCGUGAUGUUUCCACCGUCUUCAUGGCUUGCGAAUUGCUGGUUAUUGGCGUGACUGACAGCUUAUACACUUCCAGAGCAUCAAUGGGAGAUGUAUGCGCCAAAACUGGGACAUUAUCAGCUCCAUAAUUGUGUACAAUCUGCAAUUGGCUGUGCAUAUUGCGAACUGGGAUGCCGGAGAAUGGCACGACAAUGGACCUCAGGAUCUCGUCACGGUAUCUCUGUGCAUUCAAAUUGCCAUCAAUAAAAUGCAAUUGUGUUCAUUGUCCAUAGCUUAUGUCUGCCCAUACCAUAACCCCACUGCCACCAAAGGGCACUCUGUUCACAAUGUUGACAUCAGCCAACUGCUCGCCAUCUGCCCCGGUACAGUUGAAACCAGGAUUAAUCCGUGAAGAGCACACUUCUCCAGCGUGUCAGUGGCCAUCGAAGGUGAGAAUUUGCCCACUGAAGUCGGUUACGGCGCCGAACUGCAGUCAGGUCAAGACCCUCAUGAGGACGACGAGCACACCGAUGAGCUUCCCUGAGACGGUCUCUGACAGUUUGUGCAGAAAUUCUUCGGUUGUGUAAACCCACAGUUUCAUCAGCUGUCUGAGUGGCUGGCGUGGUUACUCGUGGUCUGUGAUUGGACGUACUGCCAAAUUCUCUAAAACGACGUUGGAGGUGGCUUAUGGUAGAGAAAUGAACAUUCAGUUAUCUGGCAACAGCUCUGGUGGACAUUCCUGCAAUCAGCAUGCCUAUUGCACGCUCCCACAAAACUUGAGACAUCUGUGGCAUUGUGUUGUGUGACAAAACUUCACAUUUUAGAGUGGCCUUUUAUGAUCAUGCUGCUUAAUUAGCUUCUUGAUAUGCCACAUCUGUCAGGUGGAUGGAUUAUCUUGGCAAAGGAGAAAUGCUCAGUAACAGGGAUGUAAACAAAUUUGUUCACAAAGUUUGAGAGAAAGAAGCUUUUUGUGCAUAUGGAAAACUUCUGGGAUCUUUUAUUUCAGCUCAUGAAACAUGGGACCAACACUUUACAUGUUGCAUUUAUAUUUUUGUUCAGUGUUAUUCAUUGUGAUGGUUAUCUUGAUACGAGUUCUCUCAUCUUCCUUUCCAUCCACCCCUUUCAUUCAUCCUUUAACCACUCUAUCCUUCUGUUUUUAUUUCUUCCAGGCCUACAUGGACACUCUGCAGACCCAGUGGAGCUGGCUCCUCCAGAUCACCAAGUGUAUUCAUGUCCACCUGAAGGAGAAUGCUGCAUACAGCCAGUUCUUCAAGGAGGCCAAUGAGACGUACAGCAAGCUGCAGAAGGAGCAUGAGAACAUCCGUAGGAAGUUCACCAGCGACAGGAACACACCUCUGGAAAACCUGCUGGAACUACUCAAGGGCCUGGAGGUAAGACAUGUAUAUCAGCACCACAGAUGUUGUUCAAUGCUAUAUCUCAAACAAACAAUUCCCCAUAUAGUGCACUACUUUUGACUGUAGUCACUCCGGUAAAAAGAAACUGUGCACUACAUGGGGAAUAGGCAGUAAUAUGUGAAGAAAUCCCAAGUUCAAUUUCUCCCCUUGUCCUCUGAUAUGGAUAUUAACCUCUGAACCCUAACCUUUGUGUCCAACAGAAGGAGAAGGAGCGGAUCAUGGAGAAUAAGAGGCAGGUGCAGCACCUGGUCAACAUGUCCAAGAGCAUCGUGAGGCUGAGACCACGUAACCCUGAGGAAGAGAAGAGCAGUAGUCCUGUUAUG
Molecule: messenger RNA, 2781 nt
Organism: Coregonus sp. 'balchen'
Lineage: Eukaryota; Metazoa; Chordata; Actinopteri; Salmoniformes; Salmonidae
Source: the annotation of a GenBank genome assembly